GGACAUAAUGUUCAGUGAGUGAUAAACCACUCCACAGAUAAAGACUUUGCAUGCCAUACUUCAGCUUGCAUUCACUGAGCUGAAAUCCUCUUCUGUUGUCUCCCAUCUCCUGUUCAAGAACGUCAGUGAUGAUGGAAAUGUUAAGCACUGACUGCAGUACUUUAAUGACCAUAACAUUCUUGUUACGAACAAGACUAUUUUGGUCAGUCACAACACUGUUAAAACAUUUGGUUACACCUAUGGCCCAGACCGACUACAGUCAUGCUUUGUCAUGUAGUCAUAUGUCUCAUAAAGUUCUUUUCCUGAAAGAAAUAAUCCUCCAUUGGAUAACAAAGAUAAUCCUUCCAUAAUCCUCCACUUUUCUAAACAUUGCCUGCUGCAUAAGUGGUCUGCAUGCUGGGGUUUACCACUGUACAUGACUUCACUAAAUGAGUGUGCUCUGCUGCAGUGGAAUCUGCUUGGUCCUGGCAACAUCAGAAACAAUCACCACAAGAAGUUUAGGAAAAGUAAAGAAAAUGUUACUGCUUCUAUCCAUUCUCUGUUUAUCAAGCAAUAUCAGGCAACAGAUCCAAGAUGACAGAGCAAAUUAGAGCUACUUACUUCCCUGUAAUGUCAUUUGCCAUCAUUAGGAUCAAGCAGAAGACCUUACACUUGCAGCUUAAAAUACAGAGUGGAACUGUACGAACUGAGUGAGAGAAUUUCACAUCACUAGGGAAUAGCAUUUUUAUUAAGGCUAUUUCAGAGCUUUUGCACAGACACCUUCAUCUCCCUGCUGCUGAAGUACAGGCUUAUUCUGCUAAAGGUGAAGAUGACAUUCAUGGCUCUCUUGUAUUAACGCAUUAUGCCCUCUUUCUUUGCUAUUGGGAUGCUGCAUGCUUUUCCGAACACUUCUGUUCAUCGUUCCUGAGUUCAGCAGUUUCUUGCGUACUGCAAAUCGAGGUGACGGAAAAAGUGAUUCACAACCUGAUGUUGAUGUCUGGGAAAUCCUGAGGAAAGCUCCUCCUUCUGAAUAUGAGAAAAUUGCUUUUCAGUAUGGUAUCACAGAUCUGCGUGGGAUGCUGAAACGCCUCAAACGCAUUAAGAAGGAAGAGAAAAAAAGUACAGCAUUCCUCAAGAAACUGGAUCCUGCUUAUCAAGUGGACAAAGGGCAAAAGAUUAAGUUAAUGGUCGAAGUUGCCAAUCCAGAUGCUGAUGUGAAAUGGCUGAAGAACGGACAGGAGAUCCAAGUGAGCGGCAGAUACAUUUUUGAGGCCGUUGGGAAUAAGAGAAUAUUGACCAUAAACCACUGCUCUCUGGCUGACGAUGCAGCCUAUGAAUGCGUUGUAGCUGAGGAGAAGAGCUUCACAGAAUUAUUCGUAAAAGAGCCCCCAAUCCUGAUCACUCACCCCCUGGAGGAUCAAAUGGUGAUGGUUGGAGAGAGAGUGGAGUUUGAGUGUGAAGUGUCUGAGGAAGGAGCUACUGUGAAAUGGGAAAAGGAUGGUGUUGAGCUGACACGGGAAGAAACAUUCAAGUACAGAUUUAAGAAAGAUGGAAAAAAGCAGUAUCUAAUUAUUAACGAGUCAACCAAGGAGGAUAGCGGACACUACACAGUGAAGACAAACGGUGGGGUAUCAGUUGCUGAACUAAUUGUACAAGAGAAAAAGCUGGAAGUUUAUCAGAGCAUUGCGGAUCUGACAGUGAAGGCACGUGACCAGGCAGUCUUCAAGUGUGAAGUUUCUGAUGAAAAUGUGAAAGGAAUCUGGUUGAAAAAUGGAAAGGAGGUGGUGCCAGAUGAAAGAAUAAAGAUCUCCCAUAUUGGCAGGAUCCAUAAGCUAACCAUUGAGGACGUUACACCAGGUGAUGAGGCUGACUAUUCCUUCAUCCCUCAGGGAUUUGCUUACAACCUUUCUGCCAAGCUCCAGUUUUUGGGUAAGUUAUCUUAGCAGAUGCAACAGGAA
Molecule: messenger RNA, 1937 nt
Organism: Meleagris gallopavo (turkey)
Lineage: Eukaryota; Metazoa; Chordata; Aves; Galliformes; Phasianidae
Source: RefSeq, a predicted model, not a curated record